AUGGCCCGUGGCCGGAGAAAGAAGAAGUCCGCCUCCAACGGCCAGCCCGCCUCCAAUACUCAGUCCUCCUCCAAUGGAGCCGCGGCCUCGAGCUCGACCCAGCCUGUCCCUGAAGACAUCGAGGUGAUCAUAUCAGCCAAGCCCCCCUCCCAAGAGGCAGAAGCAGAGGCGAGCAUGCCGCCCAAGCCCGUUCCCAAAGGUCUAGACGAGGCCUUCUUCGAGCGUAGCUGGAGCCGGGACGACGAGGCCAGCGGGGGCGACUGGGAUACCUACGACCAAAUCAUUGGCACAGACACGACGUACAUUGGCUUUGGCAGUUCGUUUCAGUUGGCAGACCGCCACAUCGACGACAUCCUGGCCUUGGGCAGCUCGGUCUGCGAGAACCUGUCGGAGUUUGAGUUUUGGUUCGAGGACGUGAGCUACGACGCCAGGAACGACGCGUGGGGCGUGACGACCGAGGGUCUUGUCCGCCUGGCGCGGGCCUGUCCCGGCCUGACGAGGGUCCAGCUCCAGCGCACGACGAGGAUCAAGGACGCCGCCCUGCUCGCCUUUGUCGAGCACUGUCCCGGCCUGGUCUCGCUGGAGAUCACAGACGGUCCGGGGCAGGAGCACUCCUUCACCGAGAGGGCGUUCGACGAGCUGCGCGAGCACCCGGACUGGGCCGACGAGCUGGACGCGCUGAUCAUCAGCCACGGGGGGCCUCGCAGGUCGAUGAAGGCCCUCCGCCGCCUGGGCCGAAGGAGGCCUGGGCUCACGAUCACCAUGGUUGGGCUGUGCGAAGAGAAGAAAUGGGGAGACUGGGAGCUGGAAAGGGUCGAGACCCAAUACAGGGCGGGGCGCGAGUACCGCCCCAACUGGGGCUUCAUUUACGAUGAGGACUCUUGGUAA
Messenger RNA from Thyridium curvatum, 888 nucleotides. RefSeq lists its product as uncharacterized. The coding region runs from base 1 to 888 and encodes 295 amino acids. The record is from RefSeq and is a predicted model, not a curated record. The transcript has 2 exons. NCBI's taxonomy places the organism in Eukaryota, Fungi, Ascomycota, Sordariomycetes, Thyridiales, Thyridiaceae.